This is a messenger RNA of Eleginops maclovinus (Patagonian blennie), 1978 nucleotides long. It is a transcript of the gene arrb1, whose product is annotated as arrestin, beta 1. The coding region runs from base 56 to 1306 and encodes 416 amino acids. The record is from RefSeq and is a predicted model, not a curated record. Gene Ontology annotation, molecular function: G protein-coupled receptor binding. Lineage: Eukaryota; Metazoa; Chordata; Actinopteri; Perciformes; Eleginopidae. Gene Ontology annotation, biological process: G protein-coupled receptor internalization; negative regulation of Notch signaling pathway; signal transduction. The transcript is spliced from 16 exons.
GAGAUCCUCCCUCAGUUUCCACGGUGACGGCCUCCCUCUCUGUCGGCUCAUCAGGAUGGGAGAUAAAGGAACGAGAGUGUUUAAGAAGGCCAGUCCCAAUGGAAAGCUCACAGUCUAUCUGGGGAAGAGAGACUUCGUGGACCAGGUGGAUCUGGUGGAGCCCGUCGACGGCGUCAUCCUGAUCGACCCGGAGUACCUGAAGGAGAGGAAAGUGUUCGUGACUCUGACCUGUGCGUUCCGGUACGGUCGGGAGGACCUGGACGUCCUCGGUUUGACGUUUCGGAAAGACCUGUUCGUGGCGAACGUCCAGGCGUUUCCUCUGGUGCCCGAAGAGAAGAAGAGUCUGACUCGUCUUCAGGAACGCCUGAUCAAGAAACUUGGAGAGCACGCACACCCGUUCACUUUCGAGAUCCCUCUGAACCUGCCGUGCUCCGUCACCCUGCAGCCGGGCCCCGAGGACACAGGGAAGGCCUGCGGCGUGGACUUCGAGGUGAAGGCUUUCUGUGCAGAAAACGUUGAGGAGAAAAUCCACAAGAGGAACUCUGUGCGUCUGGUGAUCAGGAAAGUUCAGUUUGCUCCGGAGAAGCCGGGCCCUCAGCCGACCGCAGAGACCACUCGACAGUUCCUGAUGUCGGACAAACCGCUGCACCUGGAGGCCUCUCUGGACAAAGAGAUUUAUUACCACGGAGAGCCGAUCAGCGUCAACGUCCACGUCACCAACAACACCAACAAGACGGUGAAGAAGAUGAAGAUCUCAGUGCGACAGUACGCAGAUAUCUGCCUCUUCAACACGGCGCAGUACAAAUGUCCGGUGGCCACCGAGGAGUCAGACGAUCUCGUCGCUCCCAGUUCGACGUUCUGCAAAGUGUUCACCCUCACUCCGUUUCUGGCCAGCAACCGGGAGAAGCGAGGCCUGGCUCUAGACGGGAAGCUGAAGCACGAGGACACCAACUUGGCCUCCAGCACACUGUUGAGGGAAGGAGCCAAUAAGGAGAUCCUCGGCAUUAUCGUGUCAUACAAAGUCAAAGUGAAGCUGGUCGUAUCUCGAGGCGGGCUCCUGGGAGAUCUGGCUGCGAGUGACGUCUCUGUGGAGCUGCCGUUUACGUUAAUGCACCCGAAGCCGUUAGAGGAGUCCUUCUACACAGACGCUCCAGAUGAAGCUCCGAUCGACACAAACCUGAUCCAGUUCGACACAAACGACGAUGACAUAAUCUUCGAAGAUUUCGCCCGCCAGCGACUUACCGCCGGAGCGAAUGACGACGAAGACGAAGAGCCGGUGGACUCGCCAAAACUGGACGACAGAUAGAGCCGCCACCCCGCCCCCCCCGCUGCUGUUGUUGUUUGGCUGCUGUUUGUAGAGUCCGGAAAACUGUCCGGAAACCCUUUAAACGCGAUCCCGUCCCGACGCCGUGUUUCAGACGGAGGAGCUCGGCCGGUCGUGAAUCGAACCGGCGCCGCGGCGGGGUCGUCACGGUGGCCGGUAGCAUGCCUCUGAUGUCACUUUGUUCUACUUGUUUCCAUUAGGGAGCUGCAGGAGUAACGUUGUGUUGAGAUUAGUUUCGAUGUGUCGUAUCAAACGGUCCUCAUAGACACUGCCAAAUGCUCACCGUGUUUCCCCCGAGAAACACCCUGAGAAGAAGCUUCCCAACGAAACGCAACCGAAACUGUCCGAGAGGGAAGUGUGGCCUCGUUUGCAUGAAAUACAUCCAUACUUAUUAUUAUUUAUUAAUAUCAUGAAUAAUCAACCUUUAUAGAGGAUGGCCCUGAAACAUAUGAUCAUUAACCUGCAUCACGAUAAACAUCGUCCUCCUUUUAUCUCAGCUGCUGAGUCUUUAAUCUACCAGUAUCUGACAUUCAUAAGAGAGCACAUUUACAUUUCCCUGAUAUGCAAGAUAACAACUACGGAGGCCGACAGAUGCAAACGAGCCACAGCGUCCCAAACCUCUUCCAUCAGGAGGAACUCUGCAGCUUCAGAGAG